UUGCACAGCUGGCAGUCGCAGACGAUUAGCAGAAGAGGGAUCUGUAACCUGCAAAGUCCGUUCUUCAGAGAUUGUCCGAUGUGGCGGUUACUAGUAAUUUAUUCGCUUUGUGUGGUGUUCCAAGGUGCCAAUGCAUCCGUUGAGGAUUAUUAUUGUGGCGAGAGCAACUGCUAUGAUCUGUUGGAAAUAACAAGGGAAGCAACCAAACAAGAUGUUAAAAGAGCUUUCCGAGCAGUUGCUUCCAAGACUCAUCCAGAUAAAUUUCAAGAUCCGGAAGAGAAGAAACUUGCUGAGGAAAGGUUUCGACUUCUCUCAACAGCGUAUGACAUCCUUCGAGAUGACGAGGCUCGUGAAGACUACGAUUAUAUGUUGGACCAUCCAGAAGAAUUUUAUCGUAAUGUUUACAGAGCUUGGAGGAGGAGGAUGGCUCCACAUGUGGAUGUCAGAAUAGUUCUGGCCGUCACAAUUUCGCUCAUAUCAUUAGUGCAGUAUUAUAAUGGAUGGGUGAAGUAUGAUGAAGCCAUUAAAUACUUCUCUUCAGUUCCGAAAUAUCGUUUGCAAGCUAUUGAGCUGGCCAAGCAAGAGGGGUUGAUUACAGGUGAGAAGAGGAAGCAGAAAGGAAAGUCGAAGGAAGAAAUAAAAGAAAAUGAGGAAAAGGCCAUUCGUUAUGUUAUCGAACAAAAGAUGGAUAUUCGUGGUGUUUAUGCAAAGCCAACAUAUAAGGAUAUAUUAUGGGUUCAGUUGGCCUUUUUGCCCUACUGGAGUGUGCAGUACAUGGCGUGGUAUUUGCGAUGGGUAUGGAAAUUCAACAUAAUGAAACAUCCUUAUGGAGUCGAAGAGAAAAACUAUAUCAUAAGGAAGAACAUGGGAAUGAGCCAUGGACAGUAUGAGAGUCUGGAGGAUGAAGUCAAAGAGGAUUAUUUAAGGCUAGAACUAUGGGUAAAAGACAAGUAUGUUGCAUGGAAAUCUGAACGUGAUGAAGAAAUGAGGCUGAGGAAGGCAGAAUCAGGUCGUUACAAGUCUUAUAGACGGUGGUUGAAAGCCAAUGGCCCUGGACGCAUAUAUUUUGAUGACUCCUGAAUUUUGUGGGGUCAUUGUAAAUGUUAUUAUGAUAAGAUAGGUUUGUGUGGUUGGUGAUAUUUUCUGGAUAUUUAUUUGUAAUAUUUGCAUCCUGUAUUAGUAGGUGUGUGAUCUCUUCCCCCUGAUUUCUUUUAUGCACUUUUCUUUAUCAUGUAGGUUAUUCAAAUGCCUUCCAUGUAGCAGGGAAUAUUCAGAAUUUGCAAGCAGGAUCUUGCAUUCAUGCACAGAAUGAGAAAUAUUUUAUUAAUUUCUAGAAAACUUACUUAGUUUUUGUCCUUUUUGAAAUCUGCUGUAGAGAAGUUUAUUUGAUUGCUUUGGCUUAAAAUGAUAAAGCUUCAUACUUAAUUGUCUUUUACUUUAAUAAUACCUUGGAUUUCAUUAUCUAGCUUGGUGUCUGUAUUAUAUUUUUAAGUAUGUUUGUGUAUUAUAGUAUAUUAACAAAAUAUGUAAAGGGUAAAAUAAAGUCAUGACAUUCAACAUGUACUUUACCUCAUUAGGCUUUGUAAAGUUCAUCUUUUCUUUUGGGCCUAAGGUGUAAAGUUCAUCUUUUCUUUUGGGCCUAAGGCAUUGACACUUAUUCAAAUGAUAAAGUUUUAAAGUUGUAAACCCCUGAACAGUUGUUGCUGUGAUUUAACUCUGUCUCAAGCAUUCUUUGAAAAAUGAGUAAACCGAGGUACUGUAACUAAUUUCAGAUUUGCUGAAAGGACAACUUUUGGAUAGCAACCUUCCUUAUCUCUCAUGUUUUGAUAAAAAUUGAAAUCAUGGCUUUAUUCAUUAGUUUCUCAGAUAAAUGGAUGAUUUUUGUUCCAGAAUUUAUUUUACCUUGUACUCAGUAUUUUACAAGUCUUCACAGUGGAUGGUAUGUACAGUAUAUCAUAUGAUGUAAUUACUUAUUGCUGGUGGGGUACAACUAACUUACUUGAAAGUUACAUGCAUUGGAUACCAGUAGUUCAUCCUUUACAUAGUGAAUUACUUUACUAAGGAAAGCAUAACAGCAGUUUUGUGUAUUUAAAGAAGACUUCAUACAUAUAUGAAGUCAGAGGAGGAGCAUUUCACCUCAUUUCAGGUGAUUAAUUAAAUGUUACGUGUUGAUGGAGCAAAGUUCUCAGCUUGUAAUUUUGAAAAUUUUCUGUUGCUGUUUUGCAUUAGUUUAUUGAGGGUGAAGGAAUUGUAACUUUUGAAUCUGAUCCCUCCAUGUUUGUUUUUAAUAUAGAAAUAGAUUUUGUACUGGAAAUAUAAAAACCAAAUGUUUCAUGUGAUGGAAAUAGACGAAUGUGUCAACUCACUUUAAGUUUUGCCGAGUUAAUAUUUCAUAAACAGUCAGUUUUAUCUGUUGAAGUUUCUUUUGUGCUUGUUAUCUUUGCCAAUCACAUUUUUUUAUUCUUAAUUAUACUUUUAUCAAAUCAAGUUCUUGACCAGAAGUUCUGUAUUAUGUAUUCUUCUUGUUUUCAGGAUAAUCCAUUACAUUUCAAGUGGUUACUUUCUCUGAUGUUAUUAGCAAAGUAUCUGUGAAGGAUUUUUAUGUAUUUAUUUAGCACUGAUUUUUGCACAACAUAUUGCUGUUGGUUAAUUCAUGCACAAAAUGGUAUUAUAUUUGUGUAUCUGCCAUAAAUUUUAAGUAAAGCAAAAGAAAUGUUCUUUUCCAGACAGUUAUUUAUAUCUUUAUUUUGAAACUGCACAGUUAUGUCAUUGACAUGAAUAGGCAUAAUUUUUUUCUGUAGCCUGCCAGGCU
This is a messenger RNA of Macrobrachium nipponense, 2812 nucleotides long. RefSeq names its product dnaJ homolog subfamily C member 25 homolog. NCBI's taxonomy places the organism in Eukaryota, Metazoa, Arthropoda, Malacostraca, Decapoda, Palaemonidae. Gene Ontology annotation, cellular component: endoplasmic reticulum membrane. The record is from RefSeq and is a predicted model, not a curated record. Gene Ontology annotation, biological process: protein folding. The coding region runs from base 79 to 1080 and encodes 333 amino acids. The transcript has 6 exons.